This is a messenger RNA of Rhinolophus ferrumequinum (greater horseshoe bat), 3878 nucleotides long. RefSeq names its product Scm polycomb group protein like 2 (gene SCML2). Bases 112 to 2373 code for a protein of 753 amino acids. Gene Ontology annotation, molecular function: protein binding. Lineage: Eukaryota; Metazoa; Chordata; Mammalia; Chiroptera; Rhinolophidae. Gene Ontology annotation, biological process: regulation of DNA-templated transcription. Gene Ontology annotation, cellular component: nucleus. The record is from RefSeq and is a predicted model, not a curated record. The transcript is spliced from 16 exons.
GCGGUGUGAAGACCGGUGCUGGCUCGCGGGACAGAGUGGCCAGUGUGACUGUAUUUUCGCCACUUUCGCCAACGAUCCCCGAGGGUGACUUUGGGACAUCUGUAGAAAGUGAUGGAUCGGUUAGUGGGGGAAACGGAGGUAAGGAAAGAAGGGACACCAGAAGGGGAUAAAAUGGGGCGAACAGUGAGCGAAGGCUCAAUGGAGGCCAAGAAGGAGAAUGAGGAGAAAACUCCUCAAUCAGGCACAUCUUCCGUGCAAAACGAUGAUUUCCAAUGGACCAGUUACUUGCAAGAGACUGAUUCUGUAUGUGCUCCUUCAGAGUGUUUCAGACAGUCCGAGAUUCCACCAUCUAAUGACUUCAAAGUUGGUAUGAAAUUGGAAGCCCGUGACCCUCGCAAUAUAUCUUCGGUAUGUGUCGCGACGAUAAUUGGAGUAACUGGUGCCAGGCUGCGUUUACGCCUGGAUGGCAGUGAUAACAAAAAUGAUUUCUGGAGACUUGUCGAUUCUAAAGACAUACAGCCUAUUGGGACAUGUGAAAAGCAAGGGGACUUACUUCAGCCUCCACUGGGAUACCAGAUGAAUACAUCAUCUUGGCCAAUGUUUCUCAUACGUACACUGAGUGGAUGUGAAAUGGCACCUGCAACAUUCUUUAAGAAGGAACCACCAGUGCCACCUCUAAAUUAUUUUAAAGUAGGAAUGAAACUCGAAGCUAUAGACAAAAAGAACCCGUAUCUGAUCUGCCCUGCAACUAUUGGAGAUGUGAAAGGAGAUGAAAUUUAUAUCACAUUUGAUGGCUGGGGUGGAGUUUUUGAUUAUUGGUGCAAGUACUAUUGUCGAGAUAUUUUCCCAGUUGGCUGGUGCCGUCUGACAGGAGAUGUAUUACAACCACCAGGAACUCAUGUUCCCAUUACAAAGAAUAUAGCCAAAACACAGUCGUCUACUUCCAAAGAGACCGAGCCCAUUAAAAAGAAUAUAGCCAAAACACAGUCGUCUUCUUCCAAAGAGACCCAGCCCAUUACAAAGAAUAUAGCCAAAACACAGUCGACUUCUUCCAAAGAGACCCAGCCCAUUACAAAGAAUAUAGCCAAAACACAGUCUUCUUCUUCUAAAGUGACCCAGCAGUCAAUGCAAUCUUCACAGAAAACUGCUGUAGCAUUACCUACACAGCAGACCAAGAAAUCAGGUCGGACUAAACCACCCGCACGUACUUCAGUCCCCAGGAAGGGAAUUUCUGUUAAAAAUCCCACAGCAAAGAAAAAAGGCACAAACACAAGAAGAAAGGAAAAAUGUAUUCCUGUUGUGUGUUCUACUUCUUCAGUUUCUGUAAAGAUGCUGAUGAGAGGCCGUGGUGUUCCAUAUAAGGAUCCCUGUCCUGGCUCACCUAAAAUAAUGUCUACAGUCUGUGUUUAUAUAAAUAAACAUGGAAAUGUUGGCCCUUACCUGGAUCAGAAGAAAAUCCAGCAGCUGCCUGACCAUUACGGCCCUGGCCCGGUGAAUGUGGUGCUCCGGCGCAUUGUGCAGGCCUGUAUGGAUUGUGCCAUUGAAAGUAAGACAGUUUUUGGAUUUCUUAAGCCAGAUGAUCGUGGAGGAGAAGUGAUAACUGCCUUCUUUGAUGGAGAAACUCAUUCUGUCAACCUCCCUCCAGUGAACAGUGCGUCAUUUGCUCUUCGUUUUCUUGAGAAGUUGUGCCACACCAUGGAAUGUGAUAACCUUUUGAGUAGCCAGCCUUUUAGUGCUUACAGAGGUAAUACUCAUAGUACUGCGGAGCAUGAUCAAAAUAAGUCAGUAAAAGAAGACAUAACAGAAAAACAAAGCACCAAACGAUCUCCUCAGCAACCUCUACCUUAUGUUGCUACUCUCUCUCCUAAGCUCCCCAAAACAAAUGCCUCUCCAGAACUGUCGUUUUCUCUGGGAGAUAGCAAGCUCAGAGAGGAGGAGCUUCCUGAGAUCCUGAGAAUCACCACCAAGCCCAGAACAUUUUUGAAUCUUGACAGUACAGAUACUGUAACUAUGGUGGGAACCCCACGGUUAGAAGUAGCGGAAACUGAAUCAUCUACCCAGAGCAGUUUUCAUGAAGUUGCAUGGCAAAUGGAGAGCGAAAAUGAAGCUUCAAAUUAUGUAGCUGUACCUGAACAAGGCUUGUAUAAGGAUCCUUCAACCUGGUCUGUGGAUGAAGUGAUAGAAUUUAUGAAACAAAAAGAUCCUCAGAUAGCAGGCCCCCACACCGACCUCUUCAGGCAACAUGAAAUUGAUGGGAAGGCUCUGCUGCUUCUCAAAAGCGAUGUUAUGAUGAAGUAUCUGGGGCUGAAGUUGGGGCCGGCCUUAAAGUUAUGUUACUAUAUUGACAGACUUAAAAAAGGAAAACACAAUUAAAAAACGUAUAAUUUUAGAUUAGAUAUAAAUCUCAGUUGUCAUGGUAACUUAAUAAUUUAAAAGUAUUUUUAUUCUCUUAGCAGUUUUAGUUUUCUAGACAGUUCCGAAAAAAAUUUAUUAUAUCCAGAAUUGCAGAACUACGGUCUAGUCCAGUCUGCUUCUUUAUAAACCAUUUAACAUGUUAAUAUUAGCAUAUUUACAUUGGCAGUUUGUUCUCUAUAUCUUUUUAUUAUUUUAUCAUACAGUUGACAAAUAUACUUCAUGUAGGAAACAGAAAAACACCUUUGAUUUCAGUUAACGUUUAUAUAUAAAACCAAAACAGCUAAAUCCAAAGGGGAAAGUAUCAGGGAUUGACAAGUUGUCUAAUGAAUAAUCUAUGAGAAGCUUUCCUUAGAAGAGAAUUUCAAGAUGCAACUGCAGAUGCUGUCUCUUUUUCAGACAGUGUAUGUCUGUUAACUGCAGUGUUCUGUUCGUGUUCUGCCAGUUUCCAGAAAGGGAAUGGCCAUAUAAAUUGUUUUCCUUUUGUUAGUAUUUCUCUGUAUGUUGUAUUUGUUCCUAUUUAAAGGAAAAAAACAAGCUUAUAAACUUUCAUAAAGUGUUCUUACCAGUUUUUGAUGAUUCUUAAACAGUUAUAGGAUAGUUUUGUGCAGGAGAUAUUAUACUACAAGGGUGGCUUGGAUGGAGUCUGAUUUUUUCCAGUAAAACACCUAUUAUUUUAAAACUACAUAUUUUUGCUAAAUUUAGACAUUUAGGCAUUCAUUUCUCACAUCUCUAUAUAAAGAAACUUGUGCCCAAAUUUUUAAAAGAUAUAUAUUUUGUUGUCUGCAUUUAUUCUUCAUAUUGAUACUAUACCAUAUUUAUAUAUUCUAUAGCUAUAAGUAUACAAACAAGUAAACUGUCCUUUUUGAAUUUAAUAUGGCACUUUACACUGCCACAGAGGUAACGAUAAACUAUUUAUAUAGUUAGACGUUUUUAUUCUGUAAAAAAAUAUAUGCAUCAUUUGCUCUUACCAGUACCUCUCAGCUUAAUCUUCAGGGGUUAAGAAACUGUGUCCAUAGAUUGGUUUCCACACAGGGAAGUUCUCUGUCCUAUGCAGUGUUCUGAGUUAAUUUGUUUAGUUCUGAGCCAUUCUGCUACAUUUUGGAGGAUGAUCAUUUAGGGUUUUAUUUUUAAAGUUAGAAAUUUCAAGGGAAAUGGUGCUAUAUGUUUAUUGUUAUUAUUCUGUAUAACUUUGGAGUCAUGUUUAUAAGCUAUGAAACUGUGCUAAAAGUAUUAGCCAUUUGUUGUAAAUGCCAAUAAAAUACACACCAGGGGCAUGAAUGUACAUUUUCUUUUAAGAAAACCAAAUGUACUUUAUACAAGAAUGAAACUAUUUAAAGGAUGGUUUCAUCUACGUUAUUGCUUUUUUGUUACCAGAUAAAAUUCUAAUUUAAGUUUAUUUAGUCUUCUCUCAAAUUGUUUGUGUGAAGAUGCUGUGCCCGGUUGAACAGUCCUCAGGUGUUUGU